This is a messenger RNA of Syzygium oleosum, 1128 nucleotides long. RefSeq lists its product as uncharacterized. Lineage: Eukaryota; Viridiplantae; Streptophyta; Magnoliopsida; Myrtales; Myrtaceae. Gene Ontology annotation, molecular function: iron ion binding; protein binding. The record is from RefSeq and is a predicted model, not a curated record. The transcript is spliced from 6 exons. The coding region runs from base 145 to 972 and encodes 275 amino acids.
CCGUCAACAGCGACACUUAACCCCGGCUCUCUUCUUCCUCUUCUUCUUCUUCUUCUUCUUCUUCUUCCUCCUCUGUGCAUUUCUCGACAGAGAAACUCUCUCCCUCCUUUCUGCAAUCGCGGUCACAGCAAAAGCGGGAGAAAGAUGUCGUCGGGUGUGGUCGCAGCAGGUGCUUCUUCUUCCUGCGGUGCCGCCGUCGCGCGCAAGAUCACUCCCCACUCCUCUCCGAAGCCCUUCCUCACUUCUCAUCAUUACCAGAAGACUGCUUUUCAAGGCCUCAGUCUGCAUGAAGCAAAGAAGGGCGGUGCAUCAGCUCUCUUCGCCGUCGAUGAUAGUCGCAGCUCCACCGCUAAUGCAGUGAGCAGGAAAGGGCUUGAGAUCAGCGCGAAAACCGCAGGAGCGUCCAAGACCAUCGAGGUUGAUGUGGACAAGCCUCUCGGCCUCACUCUUGGUCAAAAGACUGGUGGUGGUGUUGUCAUCACUGCAGUAGAUAAGGGAGGGAACGCGGCAAAAGCAGGGCUUAAAGCAGGAGACCAGGUGCUGUACACGAGCAGCUUCUUUGGUGAUGAACUUUGGCCUGCCGAUAAGCUUGGAUUCACGAAAACCGCUGUCCAAGCAAAGCCUGAUAACGUUUACUUUGUUGUUAGCAGAGGUGCAGAAGUAGAUGUUAAGCGGUUACCGAAGCGCCCCGCUCCUCCCCGAUUCGGGAGGAAGUUGACUGAGGCUCAAAAGGCUAGAGCCACUCACAUCUGCCUAGAUUGUGGAUACAUAUACACCUUGCAGAAACCGUUUGAUGAGCAGCCGGAUUCAUACGUAUGCCCUCAGUGUCAAGCACCGAAGAAAAGAUUUGCUAGAUACGACGUGGACACUGGGAAAGCAAUUGGUGGUGGGUUGCCCCCGAUUGGGGUUAUCAUAGGUCUGGUAGCUGGUGUUGGUGCAGUUGGAGCUUUGCUUGCUUACGGUCUUCAAUAAAUGGCCAUUCUCAUUGGUUACCAAAUUGAAAGUACAUCCCAAUUUGUGUCAAAUAUUUAGAGAUUUUGUUCCCCCCUCCAAGAGCUUAUCCGAGAGGGGUAUAAAAAGGGCUACUGUAAACCAAUCUCCAUUCGAAAGCAGUUUUCUUUUGAAGCA